Molecule: messenger RNA, 798 nt
Organism: Helobdella robusta
Lineage: Eukaryota; Metazoa; Annelida; Clitellata; Rhynchobdellida; Glossiphoniidae
Exons: 3
Coding region: 1-798 (265 amino acids)
Source: RefSeq, a predicted model, not a curated record
AUGACCUUUUCACAAAAGCACAAAGACGUUCGUCGAGACUUCAAAAUUGCUCCGAAAAGCACAUGUGCCUACCAGAAGUUGACCAGACGAGGAACACCCACAGAAACCAAACUGGAAAGGAGUCUGACGACCAUCGAGCGAUUGUUGCGGCGAUUUGGCAUGGGUUGCAUGUCGCUCACAUGCCAGCAUGCCCACAAGUCCAACUAUUGCAGUCGACAUCGCAGCAACAGCAGCGGAAGCCACUGCAACCACAACAAUUGCUGUCAGCACGGCCAGCAGAAAAAUGGAAUGAUAAAAGAUAAUUUAUCCGGGGUUGUUUCUGUGGACAUGACUGAAUUCUGCAAGUGGGAGGAGUGUGGAAAGCCUGAAGUCUGCUCUCCUAGGUCUCACAGAUCGGUCAAAUCAACGUCUAGCGUUGACGACUUCAACCUGCAGACCACAGCAACGUCACUCUUCGACGACCACAACAACGACAAACAUCUUCACGGCGACGACAACGGCAGCUGCAGCAGCAAGAGAAACCACUUGCAAAGGCGAAGCAUACUAAACAACGACAACAGCCAAAACUAUUCAGAGAUUCCGAGAUUUAUCUUAAGCUAUGUCUACAUGGCCAUCUGUGGUUUUGCAAACUCUCUGGUGGUCAUUCUCGCCCACGAUGUCUUCCCUCUGAGGUCCAAAUACCCACCCCUGCCAGAUUUGUUACUGGACAACCUGCCUUAUAAGACGUGGGCCUUUCCUGCUAGCGAGAACUAUAGAAAAUGCGCCACUAUUACGGUAGCGAGCGAGACGGAACUUUAA